Molecule: messenger RNA, 3596 nt
Organism: Sesamum indicum (sesame)
Lineage: Eukaryota; Viridiplantae; Streptophyta; Magnoliopsida; Lamiales; Pedaliaceae
Gene: LYK2
Product: Protein kinase superfamily protein
Biological process (GO): protein phosphorylation
Molecular function (GO): ATP binding; protein kinase activity
Source: RefSeq, a predicted model, not a curated record
AUUUAUCUAAAACAUUUUUUAGUGUUGUAAUUGUUAUUUGAUAAUGUAAUGGGGGAAGUACAAUAGAUCGCAAUAUCCCAAGUACCAUGAUGUGGAUACGGGAACAAACAGAUCUCAAAUUCCUUGUCAAAGUGCAUGAAAACUUUCAAUCCAUGCUGAAUUUUGAAGCAGGGGAUUGGUAGUGGAAACCAAGGAGUUUCUUCCAAGUUCAAAGAACAAUGAUGAUGACUUUGCAUACCUACAAAUCUUUACUCGGGAUAAAUAGCCACCCCACCCCUCAAUCACCCUUUGAAUCAAGCACAAGAUAAGGGCUUGGUUGCCAAUCCGCAAGGAAUCAAAUUGGGGCGAAAAAAAUACUGUAGUUACUGCUAAAUCCAAGAAUUCUGUCCAUCCCUGAAUCCCCUCUUUAUUAUAAUAUAGACCACCACCUUGUUGUAGAUCCAAAAAUAUUCAACCACCUUAAAAAGUUCCUACAGUUUUUCAGUCGGCCUCAUGUGGGAGUAAGUGUUACUGCAGAACUGCAACUAUGAUCAAUAAACUCCAACUUACAUCUUUUGUCUUCUUCAAUCUUGUUAUUGUAUCUGUUCUUGCCCAAAACCUGCUCAGCUGCGACACAGCAUCUUCAUUGGACUAUGUUUGUGGUGGGAAUAAGUCUCAGCAAAAAUGCAAGACAUUUGCUGUUCUUCGGGCUAAUCCUCGAUACUCGUCUCUUUCGAAUCUGAGCUCUUACUUGGGCAUUAGUCCUUCCGAGCUUGCCAAAGCUAAUGACUUUUUGGGUGAGACCGAAAUCUUGUCUGCGGAGCAGCCUAUUUUGAUCCCAAUUGAUUGUGAAUGCAGCAGUGGGGGGAUUUUUGGAGCACAAGUGAGAAAAACCACUGUUGCAGGAGAGAGCUUCUAUGAGAUUUCCGAGUCUUUGGAGGGCUUAACAACUUGCAAGGCCAUUCAGGAGAAAAACCCGAGUAUUUCCCCCUGGAAUCUUGGAGAAAGAAUUAGUCUUUUGGUUCCUCUUAAGUGUGCUUGCCCAGCUACAGAUGAUUUGAGUAAGUUUUUGCUGUCUUAUCCAGUUAGAGAAGGUGAUAAACUAAGUGAAUUGGCAGUUAAGUUCAAUGUUAGUCAAGAAAGUAUAGUUUCUGCUAAUGGCAGAUGCUCAAGAGCAGGUCUUUUCAAGCCAAAUAAUAGCCUUGUACCACUCUCAACUCUUUUGAUUCCGUUAAAAGCCAAGCCUGUUCUUGGUCUUUCAGCAAAAUCCCAGGAGCCCAAUUUGGGAUAUCCAGCAGCCAGCAUUAAAGUUAGAGGUUCACAUAAGAGGAGAAAGCCUAAAAUGUGGAUGAUUGGAGUUUACAUAGCUAUCGGCAUAGUCGGGCUUCUGGCUUGCUUAGCUAUUGGUGCAGCCUUUUUCUUUAUUCAUUGCAAGAGAAAGAAGGAAGAUCCAAUCAAGAAUGGAGAUUCGGAGCUUCAACAACUGAGUUUGAGCAUCAGAACCACGAGUGAUAAGAAAGUCUCGUUUGAGGGAUCUCAAUACAAUUUUGAUGAUCCGAUUACUGCUACUACCACUCCCCACAAGAUGCGGGACGAAAACUACACAUUUGAGGAGCUGCAGAAGGCCACAGAGGACUUCAGUUUGAGUAACCUCAUUGAGGGCUCUGUAUUUCACGGCCGGCUCAAGGGGAAAAACUUGGCCAUAAAACGUGUCCCUUCAGAUGUUAUCUCAAAAAUUGAUUAUGAGAUUCUACAGGAUAGAAUUCACCGUCACCCCAACACAAUCAGGCUCUUGGGAACUUGCCUGACAGACAGUCCUGAUUCAUACAUAGUUCUUGAGUACGCGAAGAACGGUUCCUUGAAGGACUGGAUCCACGGUGGAUUGGCAAUCAAGAGCCAUUUCAUUGCUUCUUGCAAUUGUUUCUUGACAUGGAAUCAGAGGGUGAAAGUCUGUGUAGAUGUGGCAACAGCCUUACAGCACAUGCACCACAUCAUGAAUCCUAGUUAUGUCCACAGGAACAUAAAGAGCCGAAACAUAUUUCUUGAUGAAGACUUCAGCGCAAAAGUUGGUAAUUUCGGUAUGGCAAACUGCAGUGGACAAGAAGCAGAGGAUCAAGAAUCAUAUCAAGCGGCCUGGAACAAAGGAUACUUAGCACCUGAGUAUCUCAGUGAAGGUAUAAUCUCUCCAAGUGUGGAUGUUUUUGCUUACGGGGUGGUCUUACUGGAGGUUUUGUCUGGAAAACCUCCAAUCACACGGGAAGAAGGCAAGGAAGACGGAAGUUUGAUCAAGCUGUCGGAUGAAAUCAAGCAGAUUUUGCAAUCAGAAGAUGCAGAGGAAUUGAGGGAAUGGAUAGAUGGUGCAUUGGGGGAGAAUUAUUCGUUCGAUGGAGCAGUGAUGGUGGCGAAUCUUGCAAGAUCUUGCGUGGAGGAUGAUCCGUCGUUGAGGCCUAAUGCUGGAGAAAUAGUUGAGAAGUUGCUGAGAUUGGUGGAAGAAUUGGGAGAAGGGGAAGAGUUGAAUGUGUGUGAGAGUUCUUGCAAACCGCUUGUGAAGGCAGCUGCAAUAGAAAUGUGAAGUUCAUUGUAAUCAGAACAGCAUUUUGAUGUUGCUAUUUACGUUAAGAUAUCAUAUAGUUAUAGAUGUUUACUUAAAAGUUUUUGGUGUUUGUGGUGUGACUGAGAGUGGGGAUGUAUUAUGUACAGAUGGUACGGUAUAAGGAAGCAGUUAUGAAGAAAAUGUUGUUUGGAUAUUGGUUAGGGUGGCUUAUUAAUAAUUGAUCGGUAAAAAGGAAAGAUGAGGUUGUGAUGGGUUGGUCGUAACCUAUACAACAUUUAACCCUUUAAACCAAAUUUCUAGAGUCAAAAUUGCUGGGAAGGCAUCAAAGAUUUUGCAAAGAAGAAUUAAGGGAAAAGAAAAGUCAACUAAUAAAUUAGUGAAGUAGUAAUUGUGGGAAGUGGGGGAAAAAGGAGGGUGGGUCGUGGGUGUGUAUUUGUCAUCCCUGUCUGUCUCUGUCUGUCUUAUGAUGAUGAGGUUAGAUGAAAUCGUCAUUACCCACAUCACCACGCUACUCGCGUUUAUAGAAAACGUUGGAAUUAACACAGAGUCUGAACCAAUGUGUGGUCGGUUAGACAACUUGGGCUUACACACCCCACACCCACAGCAAUGCAUCCACAUCAUUUAUGCACAUCUCAAUCUCAAUCUCAAUCUCAUCUCCCACGUCGAGGACCACUCAUUUUUGUAUUAUUAAUUCAAUUUUCAUGGAAUUGGUUUUGUUGGAUUUUUGUAAGCUCCAGAAGCUUUUCUUUCCGGACAAAAUUCUCUAGUAUUUAUUACAGAAUCCCAAGACCAACAAAAUAAGACUUUUCCUUCCCUCUCCUGCCCUCUAUAUGUUCCCACACACUCUACCUCAUAUUUAUAUAUAGGCUAAUUAAGACUUCUGAAUAUCGGUUGAUGAUCUAUGGAAGAUGCAAUGCCCGCAUCUCCAUUAAACACUUCAACUUACCUCUUCAUCAUCACCACCACCAUAAUAAUAAUAACAUCAUUAAUUCAAAAUUAUUAUAAAAGUUAAUAACAUACAUGAUAUCAUCUCUUAUUCCAAAUAUUAAAUAAUUAGUACGUA